UUCGGAGUACCAUAAACUCAUAAAGGGGACUCUUCCCACAGUGGCACACUCCCAUUCUCCCAACGAGAUUCGAACACAGAAGUGGAACACCAACUCACUUUGCCACUUUGGUCAUCCCCAACUCCCAAUCAAACAUACCAUAACAUAUAUUUUGGCGCGAACUUGCGCGCCAUUUCAUCUUCCCCUAAACCCCACUUUCCUUUUCGCCACUCUUUCAUGUCCUAUUUCCCAAAAAUUGCUGCUGCUAUUCAAUCAAUCAAAUCGAUCUCUUCCCUCGGAUUGCGAUUGAAAGUCGUUGAUUUCUGUGCCUUUUCAAUGGCUAGUGAGAUUAGAAACGGGUGUAAUGAAACGAGCAAUGAUAAAAUUGAUUUGAGAAGGAGAUACCAAGUAGUAGUUGCGGCAACUAAGGAAAUGGGUAUUGGCAAAGAUGGGAAAUUGCCAUGGAAAUUGCCGUCUGACCUUAAAUUCUUCAAGGAUGUUACUUUGCGAACAUCUGAUUCUGAGAAAAAGAAUGCUGUUAUAAUGGGCAGAAAGACAUGGGAGAGUAUCCCCCUUAAGCACCGUCCUUUGCCCGGUAGACUCAACGUAGUUCUCACUCGUUCUAGGGGUUUCAAUGUUGGAGGUUUGGACAAUGUUGUGACUUGUGGAAGCAUGGAUUCUGCUUUGGAAUUGUUAGGAAUGCGCCCGUAUGAUCUUUCUGUUGAGAGGGUGUUCGUCAUUGGCGGUGGUGAGAUAUUGAGGGAAGUGCUUAAUGGUGCAGCUUGUGACGCGAUUCAUAUUACAGAGAUUGAGACCGAUAUAGAGUGUGACACAUUUAUGCCCCCUGUGGAUAGUCAUUUGUUUCAUCCUUGGUAUUCAUCUUUCCCUUUGGUUGAGAACAAUAUACGACACUCUUUUGUCACAUAUGUCCGUGUGAGAAGAACCGCUGUUGAUAUUGGUACUCAGAUCAAUGGUACCAAGGCAAAUUCUAGUAAGUUUGAGGUACAAGACUUCUCCUUUCUGCCUCAAGUGGUAUUUGACAGACAUGAGGAGCAUUUGUACCUUAAGCUAGUACAAGAGAUCCUGUCGAGUGGGAAUCUUAAGGAUGAUAGGACGGGGACUGGGACCCUUUCAAAAUUUGGUUGCCAGAUACGGUUCAAUUUGCGCAAGAGUUUCCCACUUCUUACAACCAAGAGGGUAUUUUGGCGAGGUGUUGUAGAGGAACUAUUGUGGUUUAUCAGUGGCUCUACAAAUGCCAAGGUCCUGCAAGAGAAAGGCAUACAUAUAUGGGAUGGAAAUGCAUCCAGAACUUACCUUGAUAGCAUUGGACUACCAGACAGGGAAGAGGGCGACUUAGGACCUGUUUAUGGGUUCCAGUGGCGGCACUUUGGAGCUAGUUAUACCAGCAUGCAUGCUGACUACACUGGGCAAGGAUUUGAUCAGUUGUUAGAUGUUAUCCACAAGAUUAAGAAUAAGCCAGAUGACAGACGUAUCAUCCUAUCCGCUUGGAACCCUUCUGAUCUUAAAUUAAUGGCACUGCCUCCGUGCCACAUGUUUGCUCAGUUCUAUGUAGCAAAUGGUGAGCUAUCCUGUCAAAUGUACCAGCGGUCAGCAGACAUGGGUUUGGGGGUUCCCUUUAAUAUUGCAUCUUAUGCUCUCUUGACGUACAUGAUUGCUCAUGUCUGUGACCUUCUUCCUGGGGAUUUCAUCCAUGUAAUCGGUGAUGCUCAUGUUUAUCGCAACCAUAUUGAGCCUCUGCAAGAACAACUACAGAAUCUACCUAAGCCGUUUCCUGUUUUAAAGAUCAACCCUCAGAAGAAGAAUAUAGAUUCUUUUGUAGCAAAGGAUUUCGAGCUUGUGUCUUAUGAUCCUCACCAGAAAAUUGAAAUGAAGAUGGCAGUUUAAAGCUCACUCUCUGACUGUGAGUCUGCUAUGUUGAAUUGUUGAUAUUUGUCACUGCUUAAUUAAAAUUAUUAUUAUGUCGUGUUGCCUUUUCAAAAUCAUGUAUAGUGUUGCCUUUUUAUUAAACAGGUUCCAACAGUAUGUUUUAAAAUUUAAUAAUACUUAGGUCGUUGCCUUGUUCGUCA
Molecule: messenger RNA, 2066 nt
Organism: Spinacia oleracea (spinach)
Lineage: Eukaryota; Viridiplantae; Streptophyta; Magnoliopsida; Caryophyllales; Amaranthaceae
Product: putative bifunctional dihydrofolate reductase-thymidylate synthase
Exons: 11
Coding region: 217-1884 (555 amino acids)
Biological process (GO): one-carbon metabolic process; tetrahydrofolate biosynthetic process; dTMP biosynthetic process
Cellular component (GO): mitochondrion; cytosol
Molecular function (GO): dihydrofolate reductase activity; thymidylate synthase activity
Source: RefSeq, a predicted model, not a curated record